This is a messenger RNA of Scutellospora calospora, 972 nucleotides long. The record is from the annotation of a GenBank genome assembly. Lineage: Eukaryota; Fungi; Glomeromycota; Glomeromycetes; Diversisporales; Gigasporaceae.
AUGAUCAAAGAAUUAUUCGUGUACCUCAGUCAAAAAUUUUGGAUAUAUCGGCAUGAAUUACCAGUUAUGAUUAGCGAAUUCAUCUUUGAACGUGAAAAAAUUAUUUCAAUUGUAGAGCAAUUGAACGCUCUGACUCAAAUCACGUCACAAAACCUCAAUUUUGCGGAAAAAGCUUGGACUUCCUGGUUCAAUUCUUUCGAAAAUGAAGCUGUCGCCACCGCUCUAUUAGCUUUUAUAAUGCAUGAAAUUGUUUACUUUGGACGUUGUAUACCCUUUUGGAUUGCAGAUUUUAUACCCUUUUUCCGACAGUACAAGAUUCAAGCUAAUAAAUCUAACACGGUAGCAGAACAUUGGCAAUGUCUUAAAUCUGUUCUUUUUGCACAUUUUUUUGUCGAACUUCCAUUAAUUUUCGGUUUUCAUCCCGUGGCUACAUUGUUUGGAAUGGAAAUAACCACAGUACCAUUCCCUCAUUGGCAAAAAAUGACAUAUCAUGUGGCUGUGUUUUUCGUAUUUGAGGAUACAUUUCACUACUGGUUUCAUCGUUUAUUACAUUACGGUCCUUUUUAUAAGUACAUUCAUAAGCAACAUCAUGAAUAUUCUGCUCCUUUUGGAUUGACAGCUGAAUAUGCUCAUCCGCUCGAAGUAAUUAUCUUGGGCACCGGGACUAUUGGUGGUCCGCUUUUAUGGGUUUCAAUUACUCAUGAUCUUCACCUUCUUACCGUUUUCAUUUGGAUUAGUUUACGUCUGUUUCAAACUAUUGAUGCACAUUCCGGCUAUGAUUUCCCUUGGUCUCUUCGUCAUUUCAUUCCGUUCUGGGCCGGUGCUGAACAUCACGAUUAUCAUCAUUAUGCUUUCGUUAAUUGUUUUUCUACAUCAUUUAGAUGGUGGGAUUAUUUAAUGGGCACUGAUUUAAAGUAUAGAGCUUAUAAACAAAGGAAGGAGGCUGAACUAAAGGCUAAUGGAAAGGCAAAA